UCCCCGUGUUUUCUUCAGCUAGUGCCCCCAUCUGUUUGCCUUGGUCGAAAAUAACGAGGCGAUUUAUUGUUUUUCUUUCUAAGGUUUAUCUCAUUUCAGGCGAAAUGAAACACAAUUCCAAUGUCCCUGCUUUCCUUACAAAGCUUUGGACCUUGGUUGAGGAUUCUGACACAAAUGAAUUCAUCUGCUGGAGUCAGGAGGGGAAUAGUUUCCUCGUUUUAGAUGAACAACGAUUCGCUAAGGAAAUACUGCCUAAGUUCUUCAAGCACAACAACAUGGCUAGCUUUGUCCGACAGCUGAAUAUGUAUGGCUUUCGGAAAGUGAUGCACAUUGACACGGGCAUAGUCAAGCAAGAGCGAGAUGGGCCCGUUGAAUUCCAACACCCCUACUUCAAGCAUGGCCAGGAUGAUUUGCUUGAGAACAUCAAAAGAAAGGUGUCCACAAGCAGGCCUGAGGAGAACAAAUUGCGGAGGGUUGAGGAACUGUCAGAGAUUCUAUCCAGUGUUCAGAAUGUGCACGGGAAACAGGAGAAUUUGGAUUCCAGACUUGCCACUCUGAAAAGGGAGAACGAGGCUCUGUGGAGAGAGAUCUCAGACCUGCGGCAGAAACAUACUAACCAGCAGCAAGUCAUCAAAGAGCUGGUGCAGUUCAUCUUCACGCUGGUCCAGAAUAACCGCAUUCUAAACUUAAAACGGAAAAGGCCUCUACUGCUGAACAGCAAUGGGAAGAAAUCCAAGUUCAUUCACCAGAUAUACGACGAACACGUGGAUCAUAGCAAAGGGUCGGUCAGUGAAAUCAACGAUCUGAAGAACAGCACAGAAAUAUCAGAAGAUGUCAUCAUCUGCGAUGUCAUUAAUGAGGAUUCUGACUCCACCAGAGCCCUGGACCUGGACCAGAUGGAUGUUGAGAUCAUUGAGGUCAGUGAGGGCAACACGGUUUCGCCAGGCACAUUGACGGUGGAAGACGAAGUGGAAUCCGAAGAACCUUCUAGAAGCAUGACUGACAGCCUUCCCACCAGCAGCGCCCUGCAGCUCAACAAGCCCUGCAGCCUCAGUCAGGAGGAUCCCCUGAAGAUGAUGGACUCCAUCCUGAAGGAGAGCGGAGCCAUCUCACAGAACAUCAAUCUCCUGGGAAAGGUGGAGCUGAUGGACUACCUUGACAGCAUUGACUGCAGUCUGGAAGAUUUUCAGGCCAUGUUGUACGGAAAGCAGUUCAGCAUUGAUCCUGAUAUCCUAGAGGGAACAGACAGUUCCAAGGGAACCAUUGAGCUGUUUUCCAAAGAAUUGAAGGCCGAGGCUGACGCAGCUGACAAGCAGCUUAUCCAGUACACCAGCUGUCCCCUGUUGGCUUUCCUGGAUGGCUGCACCCCACUGACCACGGAGUCCGAGACCCCGGCCCCCAUCUCCACCUCCUCCAGCGGCCACUCCCCGACUACGUCCGCCCUCAGCAUGGGCCUCCUGGAGCCCUCCGACAGCCUGGCAGGGGUGGGGUCGGUGCCGGAGGACGAGCCGCCGGUCGACCUGCUGGCCACUCCCAUCGAGGGCGAAGAGACGCGGCGCAACACGCUCAUCCGCCUGGAGCCGCUGACGGAGGCGGAGGCCAGCGAGGAGACGCUCUUCUACCUGUGCGAGCUCAACCCAGACGUCACCGGCGAUGAGACCGUCGUCCCACUGGAGCUCUGAGGAAGCACGGCGUGCGACUGGAGAGGGAAGAGAGAGGUGGGGCGCCUUGCAGACGACAAAAUCAACACAAAGAAAAGGAUGGACCUUUUUGUAUAUAUUCAUCAAAAUGAUGAUCUAUUUAUUUCCAAGUAUUUUUUGGUACAUACUUCUUAUCCACUGUUGAAAGUUUCCGUUUGUUUUUUUUGUUUGUUUUUUUAAAGAAAAUAGAUGUUUUGUUUGUAUUGUUUUUUUUAUUUCCCCAUGGGUGACAUUCCGUCAGCUAUUUGCAGAUGCUUUUCUUUGGGAAAUCUGUGUCCAGACACUCACAAUAUAAGUGCACAUGUUGACACACACAUGUACGAACACACAUACUGUAGUUGUUUAUGUUAGCUGUUCUGAACGGAGUUUGCUGCGGAUAUGUUGCUGGUUAUCCACUGAAACACCUUGUGUGUGGCAGGUAAAUAUAUAUCGCUUACAAAACUGUAAGAGUCAAAGUAUGUGUGAAAACAUGAAAAGACAAUGUCACAUUUCUGUAAAUAGAAAAUGGUAACCAGAAAACAAACUUGUGGCCCUUAAUGUAGAAAGACAUGGAAAGUGCCUGCAUCUCCGUCUUCUUUUACUAUGUUACCAUAUUGUUUCUGGUAUUAUAGAAACCGCACCAUUCAGAAUUUCAAGUAGUCUGGCCUUUGCGUAUGUCGUUGAUAGCGGAAUGUGCACAGACCUCUGUGACUGUUAGCCUUUCUUGUGAGCUUGUUGUCAUUCUCUCAGGCUUGGCUGUAACAUUAAAGGAACUGCAACUGCA
Messenger RNA from Sardina pilchardus (European sardine), 2463 nucleotides. RefSeq names its product heat shock transcription factor 2 (gene hsf2). Lineage: Eukaryota; Metazoa; Chordata; Actinopteri; Clupeiformes; Clupeidae. The record is from RefSeq and is a predicted model, not a curated record. The coding region runs from base 105 to 1682 and encodes 525 amino acids. Gene Ontology annotation, biological process: regulation of DNA-templated transcription. Gene Ontology annotation, molecular function: sequence-specific DNA binding; DNA-binding transcription factor activity. The transcript is spliced from 12 exons.